AUGGACAAAACCCGUGAUAAAGUGUUUCGCCGUAAAGUGACAUUUUCAGAUAGCGUAACGAAAAUACAUAAGGUUUAUGAAAACGGACGGAAGGAAUCGUCCCGUCCUAGGAGUAGAAGUGUUUUUACCAGUUCCCUUGCCAGUGAUGAUCUUCAAACUAGAGAUAUAAUCCGUUAUGAGGGGCAAAACCAGAGGCCCCCCUAUGUUCCCAAGCCGAUUACAGUGAAAAACUAUGCCGACGAUUUUACUGACCUAUACAGUGACGAUGGGUAUACAGGCGGUACAACCAUAUCCCAACACGGCGUGAUAACUAUGCGUCUCCGUGAGUACAUCAGGGUCGACAUAUCCCUAGAUCGAGCCAUUCGGAUUUCGAAUGCAAAGAAUGGCAUCAUAUUGGCAUUAAGUGCCAGUGGAAGCUCAUCUGGGUUGAUCCACCCCAACGGAAGGGUGUACCAAUACGGUUCCAGGGUGGAAAUCAUGGCGAACGAUGGCCAAGGCAACGACAAAUUUGCAAAAAUGUGGUACAAAGGCGUGAGUUUCACCAGCAUACAGUGUGCCUUGGUUUACUUAGUCGAUUCCGCCGGUACACGCACGACAACCGACUCUUUCAACGACCUCACCCACGAUUUUACCCUGAACAUUUUCUACGAAGAUUCGCCGUAUUCUUACCUGGACAACCCAUCACCUACACACACAACCCAUUUAGUAAACGAAGCCAUGGCCGUGCUACAAGCAACCAAUUGCUGGAUGACGGAAGACGGCACGACCAACUGGAUCAUCAACAACGUCAGAAUCUCUCAAACCGCUGACGGCUUGGUUCGAGUUGGAAGGAACAGCAAUAAAUUCUCUCUCCGAACAUCCCCGACCAACGGAUCCGCAUCGGUAUCGUCACCUUACAUGCACUGCACCGGUUCGAUGGGCCAAACCCGUCACCUGUUCGUGAGGCGAGGGGAACGCCGCAUGCACUACGACGGCUCGACAUUCAUCGUCCGCAACGCCGGCCAUUCGGCCGGGUUCGACGAGAAACACCAGCUGAAAGUUUACUAAUCGCUGUAUGCACGUAUCGUAAUUGGACGGGAUUAUUUGUUAAUUUUUGAGUCGGAUUUGGCGUACCAAGUCAUAGGUUUGCAUAUUUUUUUUUUAUUCAUUGAAGGGUUGGUGCAUCUUAAAGUGCCCCAUUUGCGUGUUAAAUUUUGUUUGUCUUUUGUUGUUCUCUUUUGCUUCCUAGCGGAUUAUCAAAAUUUGCGUGACUGUCGCGACGAUUUACAAGAAGUGUAUCUUUUCCAAAAGUGUGAGUCCCAUUUUAACAUCAAUCUUUUUAACUAAUUUUAAACUUUAAUGUGUGGUCGUGUAGUAAUCACCUUUUUAAUUUUACAUGUAGUGAAAUAACGGCUAUAAGUUAGAGAGUGUUGCCUCCAUCUGACUGUGAUAAUCAAAGAGUGAAAAGUGGAAAACGAACAAUUGUAUCAACAUGCGUAAAUAAAGUG
Anoplophora glabripennis (Asian longhorned beetle) is the source of this 1487-nucleotide messenger RNA. RefSeq lists its product as uncharacterized. Lineage: Eukaryota; Metazoa; Arthropoda; Insecta; Coleoptera; Cerambycidae. The coding region runs from base 1 to 1047 and encodes 348 amino acids. The transcript has 6 exons. The record is from RefSeq and is a predicted model, not a curated record.